UUGUCACUUUUUAGUUGUUGUAUUGCCGGUUUCGUUGCCACUUAUCGUUCGCCAAGGGUUAACGACUUGGUGCAAAGCGGUUAUAAAUUUUGUGUAAAAUCUAAGAUACAAAUUGAAAAUAGUAACCAAAAAUAAAUCAUGUCAUUCAUUGGACGUUCACUGCUACGCAAUGCAUCGCUGCUAAGCAAAGGCAUUGCUGCUCAACACAAGCAGGCCGCACGUCUGCUGCAUCAGACUGCUCCCCUUUGCGCAGUGCGCGUUCAACAGCCGGCGCCUGAUUUCAAAGGUCUCGCUGUGGUCGGCAACGAUUUCCAGGAGAUCAAACUAGAGGACUACAGAGGCAAAUAUCUGGUGCUCUUCUUCUACCCCCUGGACUUCACUUUUGUGUGUCCAACUGAAAUUGUUGCAUUUAGCGAACGCAUUAAAGAGUUCCAGGAUAUCAAUGCUGAGGUUGUGGGCGUCUCGGUUGAUUCGCACUUCAGCCAUCUCACCUGGUGCAAUGUGGAUCGCAAAAACGGAGGCGUUGGAAAACUCAAGUAUCCCCUGCUUUCCGAUUUGACCAAGAAGAUAUCUGCUGAUUAUGAUGUGCUCCUCGAUAAGGAGGGCAUCUCGUUGCGCGGCACAUUCAUCAUUGAUCCCAAGGGCAUUUUGCGUCAGUACUCGAUCAAUGAUUUGCCCGUCGGUCGCUCCGUGGAUGAGGUGCUGCGUUUGAUCAAGGCCUUCCAGUUCGUCGAGGAGCACGGCGAAGUGUGCCCGGCUAACUGGAAUCCAAAGACAAACCCGGCCACCAUUAAGCCCGAUGUGGACGAGUCCAAGCAAUACUUCAGCAAACACGGCUGAACAGCAUCCAAAAACAA
Molecule: messenger RNA, 857 nt
Organism: Drosophila sulfurigaster albostrigata
Lineage: Eukaryota; Metazoa; Arthropoda; Insecta; Diptera; Drosophilidae
Product: peroxiredoxin-2
Exons: 4
Coding region: 139-840 (233 amino acids)
Biological process (GO): cellular response to stress; hydrogen peroxide catabolic process; cell redox homeostasis
Cellular component (GO): mitochondrion; cytosol
Molecular function (GO): thioredoxin peroxidase activity
Source: RefSeq, a predicted model, not a curated record